This is a messenger RNA of Trypanosoma cruzi, 777 nucleotides long. Its product is annotated as trans-sialidase, putative. Lineage: Eukaryota; Euglenozoa; Kinetoplastea; Trypanosomatida; Trypanosomatidae. Gene Ontology annotation, molecular function: exo-alpha-sialidase activity. The annotation marks the transcript as partial. The record is from RefSeq and is a predicted model, not a curated record. The transcript has a single exon.
CGAUCAAGUCCACCCUCAGCACUUGAGGCGCAGCUGGACGCCUCCUUCUCCGCUUCUUCCACACCCACGGCGGGUCUGGUUGGACUCCUGUCCAAUGCGGCUAGCGGUGACACGUGGAUCGACGAUUACCGUUCCGUGAAUGCAAAGGUCAUGAAUGCGGUGAAGGUCCAUGACGGGUUCAAAUUCACGGGGUUUGGGUCCGGUGGGAUAUGGCCUGUGAACAAUCGGGAGAGCAAUGGGCCGCACACUUUUGUAAAUUACAAUUUUGCUCUUGUGGCGACGGUGACCGUCCACAAAGUUCCGAAGAUCAGCACCACUUUGCUGGGCGCGGUGCUGGCCGAACCCAUCAGCACGCUCUUCAUUGGGCUGUCGUACGGCACGGACGGUACGUGGGAGACAGUGUUCAACGGCGAGACAACGAAAUCAGGCAGCACGUGGGAGCCGGGGAAAGAAUACCAGGUGGCGCUGAUGCUGCAGGACGGCAACAAGGGUUCCGUGUACGUGGAUGGUGUGAUUGUGGGGAACUUGGCGACGUUACCGACACCUGAGGUGCGGGAGGCUGAAAUUGCGGACUUCUACUUUGUGGGCGGCGAAGACGAGAAAGAUAAAAAGAGCAGCAGCGUGACGGUGAAGAACGUCUUCUUGUACAACCGCCCACUGAGUGUUGAUGAACUAAAAAUGGUCAAGAAAAGUGACGGCUCCAUGCAUGGGGGCGUGUCGCGGGCGCUGCUGCUGGUGAUGCUGCUGGGGAUGUGGGGCAUUGCGGCCCUUUACUGA